AUGAAGCUAGACACCAGCAAUAUGCGGUAUCUUACCGCCGACGACUUCAAGGUACUGCGCGCGGUCGAGUUUGGCUCCAGAGAUCAUGAGUUGGUGCCCGUUCAUCUGAUCCACCGCAACUCUGGCAUGCGCGCCAUGUCUGGGACGAACAGGUCUAUCGGGGACCUUGCGAAACUGAAACUAGUGUCCAAACUGCGGAACGCGAAGUACGAUGGCUACGUACUAACCUAUAACGGGUUUGACUAUCUUGCACUAAAGUCUCUGUUGGAGAAAAAUGCUAUCUACUCUGUCGGGAAUACCAUCGGAGUCGGGAAGGAGUCUGAUAUCUACCAGGUCAGCGAUGCAGCUUCUCAGAGCCUAGUAAUGAAAAUCCAUAGAUUGGGUCGCACUUCGUUCCACACCGUGAAAACCAAGCGGGAGUAUCUGAAGCGUGGGCAGUCUGCCAACUGGAUGCGGUUAUCUCACCUCUCUGCCGAAAGAGAAUAUGCAUACAUGUGCUUGCUGUAUAGCAAAGGUUUCAGCGUUCCGAAGCCGUAUGCCAACUCCAGGCAUGCAAUCGUGAUGGAAUACAUCAGGGGUUACCCUAUGAGGCGUCUCCGGAGCCACUCCAAUGUUCCUAAGCUUUACAGCGAUUUAAUGGCAUUCGUUGUAAAACUCGCAAAUCAUGGCAUGAUCCAUUGUGACUUCAAUGAAUUCAAUAUCAUGAUUAAGGAUGAUAUCGACGAUCCUGAAGACCAAGGCUUUGUUGUGAUUGAUUUUCCGCAAUGUAUAUCUAUUCAGCACCAGGAGGCAGAGUAUUACUUUAAGCGAGAUGUUGACUGCAUUAGGAGGUUUUUCAAGAAGAAGUUGAAGUAUGAGCCCAAAUCAGAUCGCACGUUCUUGGACACUGAUGGAUUCGGGGACGGGUUCAGGUAUGCCUAUCCUGUUUUUGCCAGAGAUGUUAAUCGAUGUGAUAACCUGGAUGAGCUCGUCAUGGCGUCAGGGUUCAAAAAACAGCACCCAGGGGACAGAGAUUUAGAGCAGAGUAUGGACGCAAUGAGAAAUACAGACUACACCGACGAACAAUCGGAUUCUGACGCCGAAGAAGACACGGAGAGUGAGGAAUACGACGAAUUAAGUGAAGAAGAUUCCGAAGAAGAAGAAGACGAUUUGGAAGAAGAAAACAAACGGAUUAUCGAGGCCUUAUCCACAGGAGUAGGUAAACUAAAGAUGGAUAAUUUGGGGAACUACAUCCUGGAAGAGUAG
Molecule: messenger RNA, 1245 nt
Organism: Eremothecium gossypii ATCC 10895
Lineage: Eukaryota; Fungi; Ascomycota; Saccharomycetes; Saccharomycetales; Saccharomycetaceae
Gene: RIO2
Product: protein kinase RIO2
Exons: 1
Coding region: 1-1245 (414 amino acids)
Biological process (GO): protein phosphorylation; maturation of SSU-rRNA
Cellular component (GO): cytosol; preribosome, small subunit precursor; nucleus
Molecular function (GO): protein serine/threonine kinase activity; ATP binding
Source: RefSeq, marked provisional